AUGAUCAUGAUGUUCGAAUCAAUGCAAGAAAUCAGUGACCGCCUACCAGCCAAAUCUACUCCAAGUCCAGAAUCAUUGCUUGUUGGGGAUAGGCCCGUCGCUGACCCCCAAGUGGCAGAAUUGAUUUCCAAAAUCAGCAAACUCGAGGAAUCUAUCCUCAAAAUAGAAAGAAUGGGGAGGAGUCAAAUAGACAUGGAUCGUUUAAGUCUAUUUCCCAACGCAAAACUGCCCGAGAAGUUUAAAGGGAUGGACUUUGCCAAAUUUGAUGGGACUACUGAUCUAAAGGCCCACUUGCUAGGGUAUGUUGGGUCCCUUUCCAUGCCAGGGGUCGAAAAAUACGCCAUGGCUCAAUUAUUCCAUGAGUCACUUACUGGCCCGGCUCUACAAUGGUUCCUUUCCUUGGCACCCUCGAAGAAAAAGACGUGGGAGGACAUUGGAAUGGCUUUUGUGUCCCAAUACGACUUCAACGUUGAGCUGAAAAUGACCACCCGAGAACUUGAGAACAGCAAAAUCGGCGAAAAUGAGAGUUUCGCUGACUAUGUAAAAAGGCGGAGAGCCAAAGUUGCCCAAAUGCUCAAUAAGCCAGAUCUAAAAGAGCAGAUACAAGCACUUAGGGAUGGUACCCUCGAAAAGAAAGAACCCGCCUUAAAAGGCAAGGGACUCCAUCCCGGCGAUGGCAAAGUCCUUUUCGGAAACAACAAUACCUCCCACGUUGAGAACUCCUCAAAUGCCAAACCCCUCGAAAUAAACCAGAUAGCUGAUAAACCAACUCGCACCUUCACCCAAUUUAGUACACCCCUAUCCACACUCUAUGAACAACUCUUCAAAGCCGGUCUUAUCAAGCCGCUCCUUCUAGCUCCUAUACCCCAAAAGCUUCCAACCUACCACGACCCAAAUGCCUUCUGCGCCUUUCACCAAAUGCCCGACCAUGUUACCGAUAAGUGUCACCGUCUCCGUCACAAAAUUCAAGACCUUAUCGAUAGCGAAACCAUCCUUCCGCCACCAAAGGAAUCAAGCACCUUGUCAAACCACCACAUUAACUACAUUAACACCAGCUCUACUAUAUUUGACUCUACUCACUAUAUCAUCCCUGCUUACCUACCCAAACCAAUUGUACCCAUUCCCGAUGAAUCCAAUAUUUCAGUAUUGGAAUUUGAACCAACGAUAGAGCAAAGAGAACUUAAAGAGUUAAGGAAUGCUGUGGAGGAAAUGGGUCAGAAAAUGGAUACGCAAAUGAUCCAAAUAGGGGCUUUAACACAAAAGAUGGAUAGUCUCCUCGCCUUCAUAGUCUCGGAUCCAAAGUGA
Messenger RNA from Rhododendron vialii, 1305 nucleotides. RefSeq lists its product as uncharacterized. Bases 1 to 1305 code for a protein of 434 amino acids. NCBI's taxonomy places the organism in Eukaryota, Viridiplantae, Streptophyta, Magnoliopsida, Ericales, Ericaceae. The transcript is spliced from 2 exons. The record is from RefSeq and is a predicted model, not a curated record.